AUGUAUUCAACAGGUUUGAAGUUUGUUUUAUGUGAAGGAAUGGCUCAAGAGAAUGUCCUUAAAAAUAGACAUGAAUCACUAACAUUUUCCUUCAUAACUACUGCAUAUAUGCAAGCAAGUAAAUCUUCCUCGUCAGAAGAAAAAAGUGACAAAGUUUCUGCUGCAAAACUUAGUACUUGGAAGAAAGUUUUUUCCUCUUUGGCAGCUGGCGCUGCUGCUGGAGCUCUGGCAAAAACAACUAUAGCUCCUCUUGAUAGAACCAAAAUAAAUUUUCAGAUUACAAAUACACGUUAUACAAUGAAAGAAGCAUUUCGAUUCAUCAGACAUAGUUAUCGUCAAUCUGGUUUCCGAAGCUUAUGGAGAGGAAAUUCAGCUACUAUGGCACGCAUAAUUCCUUAUGCAUCAAUUCAGUUUGCAGCUCAUGAACAAUGGAAACAUCUUCUUGGUGUUGAAACAAAUGAAGAAAGGAAAAAGCACCCAGGAAGAUCAUUUAUUGCUGGAUCUUUGGCUGGUGUGGUGUCAACUACUUGCACUUAUCCCUUAGAUCUUGCUAGAGCUCGAAUGGCUGUUACACACAAAGAAAUGUACAACAGUUUAUCUCAGGUGUUUUUUAAAAUUUAUAAAUUUGAAGGAUUCACCACCUUUUAUCGUGGGUAUGCACCAACUCUUCUAGGAGUCAUUCCUUACUCUGGAACUGGUUUCUUUACUUAUGAAACUUUAAAAAGAUUGCACAGUGAGAAAACUAAUGACAGGCCACUUCAUGCAUCAGAAAGAUUGAUAUUUGGAGCUACAGCAGGCUUGUUGGGGCAAUCUGCUUCCUAUCCUUUAGAUAUUGUUCGGCGAAGAAUGCAGACGGCUACUGUCACAGGAUAUUUGUAUAGUACUAUUAGAAGUACACUUGCUAAAGUUUAUAAAGAUGAAGGUUUUCUAGGACUAUAUAAAGGUUUAAGUUUAAAUUGGAUAAAAGGACCAAUAGCUGUGGGUAUAAGUUUCACUACUUUUGAUAUCACGCAGAAUUUUCUGAGAAGUAUAUCAUUCUUUUCAACAACAUAG
Molecule: messenger RNA, 1053 nt
Organism: Uloborus diversus
Lineage: Eukaryota; Metazoa; Arthropoda; Arachnida; Araneae; Uloboridae
Gene: DPCoAC
Product: mitochondrial coenzyme A transporter SLC25A42-like
Exons: 8
Coding region: 1-1053 (350 amino acids)
Biological process (GO): transmembrane transport
Source: RefSeq, a predicted model, not a curated record